AUGCAGCAGCAGCACUUUGCUCCGGCGCCGUACAUGAACGGCGGCCACAUCAAAUCAGAGAACGGCUCUGAGCGUGGUGUGUCGCCCCAUCCGUCCGACUCGUCGCGGUACUCGUCACAGCAACCACAGCAGCAGUUGCCUGCAUACCCCCAGAUGGCCGCACAGCACAUGAAUGGCAUGCGCUAUCCCUCGCCGUCACAGAUGCAGGCGCCCAUGCCUAUGCUGAACAACAACAACUACAUCCCCCAACCGCCAGAGCACGCGUACGCGCAACCGCAGCAGCAGAUGCAGGAGCCGGCUCAGCACAAUGGUGGCCGCGCUGCUGGCGAAAAUGGGCCGCCGAAGGCCUUCGCGUGUUCGACAUGUGGUAAAGGCUUCGCGCGACGCAGUGACCUUGCACGUCAUGAACGUAUUCACAGCGGCAUCCGUCCUCACGUGUGCGACUACCCCAACUGCGGCAAGCAGUUCAUCCAGCGCUCCGCUCUGACAGUGCACCAACGCGUUCACACCGGUGAGAAGCCUCACAUGUGCGAGCGAUGUGGAAAGCCUUUCAGCGAUUCCAGCUCCUUGGCCCGCCAUCGCCGCAUCCACUCCGGCAAGCGUCCGUACAAGUGCCCCUACGCCGACUGCCAAAAGACUUUCACGCGUCGCACUACCUUGACUCGUCACCAGAACCAUCACACUGGUACUGUGGAGGAAGCCGCUGCUGCGACAGCUGCUGCCCUUGCGUCUCGUGCGGCCGCUCCCAGCAGGACUGGCCGCUCAGAUGGCGGUGAUUAUUCGGAAACCGCGUCUCCUUUGAACACGCCCUCUCCCAACGACCGCACCCUUUCUCUCUCUCCCGCUAACGGCAUGCCUGCUGGUGUUGUCCCCGCGAUGCACCGCCAGGUCUCUGACUACGCAUACAUGGGUGGUGUCAGUGUCCCUCCUCACAUGCGCAGCGAGAUGCCCCAGCAGAGCCCUCGUGCUUCCCCAGCGUUGACCUCGCAAUCGUACACCUCCAGCGUGAGCAACUCGCGCCCAACAAUCACCUCGCACCCCAGCGCAUAUGGUCCACCGUCCAUUCUUGAGCCCCCUGCGUCUGCCAACCACAACCAGUCCGGCACCAAUAGCGCCAACGGAAGCCCUCAUAUGGCCAAUAUGGGCUGGCAAUCACCUUCUCAGCAGGCUCUCCCUUCGCCAGGAGCUGCCGACAACGGCUACGUAUACCCUGAGCCGCAAUACGGCAACACACAGAACAGCAUGUACUAUCAGAACCACAACAUCCGCCGCCCCAACAGCACCGAGCCGGACCACUACAACCCCAACCAGCAGAGGAUGGGCAAUGAGAUGUGGGCACCUGCUGUGCAAUAG
Messenger RNA from Didymella exigua CBS 183.55, 1353 nucleotides. RefSeq lists its product as uncharacterized. Lineage: Eukaryota; Fungi; Ascomycota; Dothideomycetes; Pleosporales; Didymellaceae. The transcript has 3 exons. Gene Ontology annotation, cellular component: transcription regulator complex; PcG protein complex. Gene Ontology annotation, molecular function: DNA-binding transcription factor activity, RNA polymerase II-specific; RNA polymerase II cis-regulatory region sequence-specific DNA binding. The coding region runs from base 1 to 1353 and encodes 450 amino acids. Gene Ontology annotation, biological process: regulation of transcription by RNA polymerase II. The record is from RefSeq and is a predicted model, not a curated record.